AUGUCCCAACAACGUGAUCAGAAGCCCACGCCCUCCACGGCCGUCCAACAGAGUGACAACAUCGCGCACGCUCUGGCGGGUGCCGGAGGUGGAAUCUUGUCGAUGGUUUUAACAUACCCCCUAAUCACUUUGUCGACGAGAGCCCAGGUUGAAUCUAAGCGCGCACACUCCACCACUCUCGAUGCGGUCCGCCGCAUUGUCCAGCGAGAGGGUAUCUCUGGUCUGUACUCCGGCCUCGAGUCCGCCCUUUUUGGAAUCAGCGUCACCAACUUUGUAUACUACUACUGGUAUGAGUGGACACGGUCCACUUUUGAAAAAGCAGCCACUUCAUCUGGAAGGGCCUCCAAGAAGCUCACUACCGUCGAGUCCAUGAUCGCAGGAGCCAUUGCUGGCAGUGCGACUGUGCUGAUCACCAACCCCAUUUGGGUCAUCAAUACCCGUAUGACCGCACGCAAGUCGGAUGCAGAGGAACAGUCCCUUCCUGGGGGCCCAAAGAAGGCCAAGGCAUCAACCAUUAGCACACUGAUGGAGUUGCUGCGCCAAGAGGGCCCCAAGGCCCUGUUUGCUGGUGUUCUGCCGGCUCUCGUCCUGGUGAUCAAUCCCAUUCUUCAAUAUACUAUCUUCGAGCAGUUGAAGAAUAUUGUCGAGCGCCGUCGACGAAUGACACCGAAGGAUGCCUUCUACCUGGGUGCCCUGGGUAAGAUCCUGGCCACCAGUAUCACAUACCCAUAUAUCACAGUCAAGAGUCGCAUGCACGUGGCUACCAAGGACGGUCCCAAGGAAAGCUUGAACGGUAGCCUUAAGAGAAUUAUUCAGGAAGAGGGCUAUACUGGGCUAUACAAGGGCAUUGGCCCCAAGGUAACCCAGAGUGCCAUCACAGCUGCAUUCCUUUUCGCCUUCAAGGAUGUGUUGUACGAUAUGAUGGUCUCGAUGCGCAAGAGAGGCACUAUCCGUAAAUAG
Messenger RNA from Penicillium argentinense, 960 nucleotides. RefSeq names its product putative peroxisomal membrane protein Pmp47 (gene pmp47). Bases 1 to 960 code for a protein of 319 amino acids. Gene Ontology annotation, molecular function: FAD transmembrane transporter activity; AMP transmembrane transporter activity; FMN transmembrane transporter activity. NCBI's taxonomy places the organism in Eukaryota, Fungi, Ascomycota, Eurotiomycetes, Eurotiales, Aspergillaceae. The record is from RefSeq and is a predicted model, not a curated record. Gene Ontology annotation, cellular component: peroxisomal membrane. The transcript has 3 exons.